Solanum verrucosum is the source of this 741-nucleotide messenger RNA. Its product is annotated as transcription factor MYB54-like. Gene Ontology annotation, cellular component: nucleus. The record is from RefSeq and is a predicted model, not a curated record. Bases 7 to 741 code for a protein of 244 amino acids. NCBI's taxonomy places the organism in Eukaryota, Viridiplantae, Streptophyta, Magnoliopsida, Solanales, Solanaceae. The transcript has 3 exons. Gene Ontology annotation, biological process: regulation of DNA-templated transcription. Gene Ontology annotation, molecular function: RNA polymerase II cis-regulatory region sequence-specific DNA binding; DNA-binding transcription factor activity, RNA polymerase II-specific.
UCGAUCAUGUGUAGCAGAGGGCAUUGGAGGCCUCAUGAAGAUGAGAAAUUGAGAGAGUUAGUUGCAAAAUAUGGACCUCAUAAUUGGAACGCUAUUGCACUAAACUUGCAAGGCAGAUCAGGAAAGAGUUGUAGGUUGAGAUGGUACAAUCAAUUGGAUCCAAGAAUUAACAGAAGUCCAUUCACAGAAGAGGAAGAAGAAAGACUUCUUUCAUCACAUAGAAUUCAUGGGAAUAGAUGGGCAAUGAUAGCUAGGCUAUUUCCUGGUCGUACUGAUAAUGCUGUGAAAAAUCAUUGGCAUGUUAUUAUGUCCAGAAAAUGUAGAGAAAGAUCUAAGAUAUAUUCAAAUAGAGCUGCCCAAAAACAAGACAAUAAUAUGAGAAAAAGUUAUAUUGAUCAUGAUCAACAAUUAUUAGAAAGAUAUAGUUCUAAUUGUUACCAAUUCAGUACUACUUAUAAUUCCUUUUAUCCAAAAGAUAAGCUUCAUUUCAACCACAUGAUUCCUCGGCGUUUCAACAUGGAUCAAGAUAAGAAUGAAGAAGUGGAAUGUUAUGAUUUUCUACAAGUGAAUAAUAAUACUGCAGGCUCAAAUAAAAGUGAAGUGAUAGAUCAUAUUGCAAUUAGAAGGGGCACAGAUGAAGAAGUGGAACAACAAAAUGGCUGUGAUAAUAAUAUUUCUUCACAAAGCAAAAAGGCUCCAGUGAGAUUUAUAGAUUUCCUAUCAGUUGGAGACUCAUCCUAA